Messenger RNA from Penicillium manginii, 2391 nucleotides. RefSeq lists its product as uncharacterized. Lineage: Eukaryota; Fungi; Ascomycota; Eurotiomycetes; Eurotiales; Aspergillaceae. The coding region runs from base 1 to 2391 and encodes 796 amino acids. Gene Ontology annotation, biological process: transmembrane transport. Gene Ontology annotation, molecular function: oligopeptide transmembrane transporter activity. The record is from RefSeq and is a predicted model, not a curated record. The transcript has 19 exons.
AUGCCUCCACUGGCAUCUGUCCCCGAGAUCGACGGCAUCUCGCCCUCGCAGUCGGAGGAACUCGCACAGGAAAAAAUAGCGACAGAUACCAAUAUAAAGGAGCUACAGAAAUUUGAAUUGUCUCAUCAAUGGGAUCCAAAUUUACCCCAGGAGAAACUUGACGCGAUCAAAGAAGCCGUUGAUAAUGGUGAUCACGAGAAAGCAGUCGAAUUGGACAAGUCACUUGCGCAGGAUUCGCAGUAUGAUUCCGUCCGCGCGGCUGUGCGCAACGUCGACAAUGGGGAAGUUGCGAACACAGUGCGUGCAUGGAUCCUUGGGCUACUUUUCACGACUGUUGGUAGCGGGCUGAACAUGUUUCUGAGCAUGAGAAGCCCUGCUAUCUCUUUUCCAGCCAUUGUUGUACAAUUGCUUGUCUAUCCAAUUGGAUGUUUCUGGGCUAAAGUUAUGCCAACUAAGGUGUUCAAUACAUUUGGGUUACGAUGGACAUUGAACACAGGACCCUUCACUAUCAAGGAACAUACGGUUGUUACGAUUAUGGCCAACGUGUCGAUAGGGUAUGCCUAUUGCACCGAUGCUCUCCUAGCCUUGAAAGCGAAACCUUUCUAUGAUAUGGAAAUUGGUUGGGGCUUUCAGUUGCUAUUUGCGCUGAGUAGUCAGGUGGUUGGGAUUGCUUUGGCUGGAAUCUUUCGCAGAUUCUUGAUCUGGCCUGCUGCUAUGAUAUGGCCUGGCCAAUUUGCCAACACUGCUCUGUUCCACGCUCUCCAUGAUAAGCGGCCGUCUGAUCCAUCCGAGACAGAUGGUUGGAGAGUCUCCAGGUAUCGAUACUUCAUGUACGUUAUGGCUGGUGCAUUUUUCUGGUAUUGGGUCCCAGGUGUGAUCUGGCAAGGUCUUUCGGUCUUCGCAUUUGUUACCUGGAUACGCCCAAACAAUGUGGUAUUGAACCAGCUAUUCGGCGGGUUUUCAGGGCUAUCAUUGAUCCCGAUUACCUUUGACUGGACCUAUGUCUCGGCUUAUCUCCUUGAUCCGCUUUUGGCUCCAGCACACGCCAUAGUCAAUACGUUGAUUGGACUGACGGUAUUCAUUGUACUUGCUACGAUUGGAAUCUCUUACACUGGGGCCUUUUAUUCUGCCUAUGUUCCUAUCAACACCUCGUCGACUUUUGACAACACUCAGCAGUCCUACAAUGUUACCAAAAUUCUAGGGGAAAACUUCUCUUUUGAUGAGCAAAAAUACAAAGCAUACUCGCCGAUGUUUCUUGCUCCAACAUUUGCCUUAAAUUACGGUCUUUCUUUUGCUGCUUUGACCGCGGCCGUUGUGCAUAUCAUCUUAUUCCAUCGCAAAGAAAUCUGGCACCGAUUUACGACAGCCCGUGAGCAGGAGCCUGAUAUCCAUUUGGUUCUGAUGAAGAAAUACCGCGAAGUACCUGAAUGGUGGUAUGCGGCAUUAGGUGUUGCUUCUAUUGCAUUAGGCUUGGCAGGUAUUCUGGCAUACGACUCACAACUCCCUUGGUGGGGUCUUUUUGUAUCAAUUAUCAUUGCAGCGGUAUUUAUCGUCCCGACGUGUAUGAUCCUCGCAAUCACAAACAUUCAACUAUCCCUCAAUGUUAUAUCACCAUUCCUAGCCGGCUUUAUGAUCCCUGGAAAGCCAAUCGGGGUGAUGGUUUUCAAAGUUUUCAGUACUAUCACGUUGGGACAAGCGCAAUCCUUCUGCCAAGAUCUCAAGAUUGCGCACUAUAUGAAGGUUCCACCUCGUGUUACUUUCACGUGCCAAGUUGUCGCAACACUCUGGGCUUGUUUUGUUCAGAUUGCGGUUAUGAACUGGACUUUGGGUAAUAUUGAGAACGUUUGCGCCUCCGACCAAAAGGCACACUUCACAUGCCCCAAUGGCAGAGCAUUCUUCUCGAACAGCAUUACAUGGGGAGUUAUUGGUCCUCAACGGAUGUUCGGGCCAGGUAAAAUCUACAACAGCAUAUUAUGGUUUUGGCUAUUAGGUGCACUACUUCCAGUCGCCUUCUAUAUCCUGAUGCGGGUGUUUCCUCGAUCAAAGGCCAGGCUCUUGAAUGCACCUGUAAUGCUUGGGGCCAUGUCCUGGAUUCCACCGGCUACCCCACUAAGUUAUUUCUCUUGGGUUAUGUUUGGGCUCAUUUUUAAUUACUGGAUUCACCGCCGAUGGCGGGGUUGGUGGCACACUUACAAUUAUAUCACUGCUGCGGGACUUGAUACUGGACUCAUUCUUUCCACAAUUGUGAUUUUCUUCGCCAUUACAUUCCCCGGAGCCACUUUGCCCAAUUGGUGGGGUAAUACUGCGCCAUUUGAAACAAUGGACUCCCUUUCUACCGCAGUGAGGAAGACGGUUGCUGAUGGUGAGAUUUUUGGGCCGGUGAAAUGGUGA